Molecule: messenger RNA, 632 nt
Organism: Papilio xuthus (Asian swallowtail)
Lineage: Eukaryota; Metazoa; Arthropoda; Insecta; Lepidoptera; Papilionidae
Product: protein lethal(2)essential for life
Exons: 1
Coding region: 115-534 (139 amino acids)
Biological process (GO): protein refolding; response to heat
Cellular component (GO): nucleus; cytoplasm
Source: RefSeq, a predicted model, not a curated record
AAGUAUAAUCAGAUAUCAGCUGUGCCGUGUUGUUUAUCAAAAUAAUAACUUGAUUAUUGAAUCUUACAUUGUUAUUCCAGUUCGUGAAUUUUCUGGAAUUGUAAAGUUCUAAAAAUGUCACUGUGGCCCUCCAGCCAAAAUUUGUUCGGUGAUGAAGUGGUUUUACGAUCGAUAGAUUGGCUUGAAAACUUCCCAUGGCGAAAUGAGAGUUCCGUAAAUGCAGAAAGAGAUAAGUUUGAAAUUUGUAUGCGUUUGAAUGAUUUUAAACCUGAAGAUAUAUCAAUAAAGACGGCGGAUGGAUACAUUGUAGUUCAAGGUCAACAUGAAGAAAAGAAAGAUGAGUAUGGAUUUGUUUCGAGGCAAUUUGUGCGGCGGUAUGCUUUGCCUGAAGGAUGUCUGCCAGAAAGUGUGGAGUCAAAAGUCUCUCCGAAUGGAAUUCUUACUAUAACAGCAGCAAGACAGCCUGUUAUAAAACGUGAUAUUGUUAUACCUGUCUCUCACGAGGGCUCGAGUAAUCCUAAAUCAAAAUUGUAAACUUUACUUUUGGUUUAAUUGGUAAAAGAUAAACUUACAAACUUUUGGUGAUAUUGUUGUUUUUGGCAGAUAUGUUAUUUUAUUUUUAUGCAUUUGUU